CACCCAGUGCUCUGCUCAUGGCAGCUGUGGCUCGAGCUAGCUGUGGCCGGUCAGCUUAUGAUAUGAAUGAAUGGUGGCUGUUGUAAGGUUCUACUCUAAAUGGCACUGUCGACAAUUAUCAAAACUCUGGUGUGGAUUGUUGCCGGGGGCGUUCUAUUGAUCGUUUGUUACAUUCUCAGUCAAUUUAACUUUGGACCACCCCCCCUCUGUAAUACUGGGCAAGGGGCGAAUAAUCUCAAUACAGAAUUUCAGUCAAAUUUGGCCCAAUUUCAAGACAUUUUGCCACAAAAGGGCAGACCACAAUUAAACUACGUGGAGUUUUUACCAUCAAAGUUUGUGAAUGUCCGAGCUGCUUACAUUGACGAUAGGCCGAGGGAGAGUCAUCGAAAUGCCACUGUUCUAUUGGCCAAUAUUUGGAAGAAUAUAACUGAUAAUAAUCUAAUUGUAGGCUGUCAAAUUGGAAACGUGAAAACUAGUAAUUUCAAAGUCAAGGUUAUUGGAGAAACACCACUAUGGAGGGCAUAUCCUGUCUACAACAAAAUCAACCACGAGGAAGUUUUAAUAGAUUGUUUUGAUGUCCCCUCACAAAACGGAGACCAAGCUUUUCUGUAUUACAAAACCAGUGACAAGUCGGAAAUCGAAGUGGCUGUUUCAGAGCGAUUUGUACGACGACCUGACCCACACGUUUCACCCACAUCCCCCAAGGGUCUAGAGUACAACUUCACCGUGGUCACAUGCACUAAAGUGUUUGGCGGGAACUCCCCGUGGUUUGUGGAAUGGAUAAAGUAUCAGAAACGUCUCGGAAUCGACCACGUACAUAUCGACGUUGAUAACUACUUCUUUAUAGAACUUGAUAAACAGAAAAUGGAUUUUGUUUUAGCAGAAAUAAAAAGUGGAUUUUUAUCGCUCGACCCCUGGGUCCUGUGGCUUGCUAACGGCAAAGAAGUGUGGUACCAUAAUCAAGGAUUGAUUCUCGAAGAUUGCGGAUAUCGAUUUCGAGGGACGUAUGAUUUCAUGUUUGUACUGGACACGGAUGACUUCUUCGUACCAAGGGUCCCAGAUCAAGAUACUGUUCAUUACUAUAUUUACAAAUAUUUCAAAAGCAAUAUCGGCUCUUGUAAAAUGAUGUGGGUCGAAUACUUCCCAGACAAAUACAUUAAAAACACCGACAUUCCAAAUCUACAGGAUGGUAACGUGACAAGCUUACUAUCCAAUUACACGCACGUUGUCCAGGGCAACCCGAAGUCAGUGCACAGAACUAUUGCUCUAGUUGACACCGCCACACACUAUGCCUUCAAAAUGACAGAUGGCUACAGUGGAGCAGUGUUUCAAAUCACUGAUGCGUAUGUGGCUCAUGUUAGGAAGAACAGACAACCUUCGUUUCACAAGAACCUUGUUUAUAGUCCACCUUAGUCUCUGUGUAUCUCUCUAGCAUUUUUACUUUCAUAUUUACGACCGUUACAUGUAUAUAUUAUCUACAUGUAUUAUGUUCACCAUGAAUUAUUAUUAUGUGUGUAUUUUGAUAAUCAUUAUUACAUAAAUUGUGGUUUUCAAAUAGAUUGCUGACUUGACACAUUCUUGUGAGCAGCAGUUUUUUAUUGAUAAACAAGCUAAAUACAAGCUCAGUAUAAUUUUAUAGUACGAGAGCAACCGAAUCGAAGUUCUGCUAUAAAUGCUGUGCCGAGGUGUCAUCAAACGUAGACUCUAAAUGGCAGCUCUCUCUCUGUAGGUAUGAAGUCCAAGUCUAAACAAAACGUAAUGAUGUUGAGGUCCUCCCAAAACAAACUGAUACUACUGCUUGCCCUGGGGGUGAUAGUUAUAUUGAUAGCUCUCAGUCGUCACGUUGGGCGGACCACCCCCUCCCCUAGAAACACGGAUCCCUAUACGUCAAUACCGUCCACACAACAAUCAACACACAGCGAAACAUCAACAUUCAGUACCGCAUCCCCUUCCCCUCCGCAAAACGUGACCACUCAAGUGUUACCUACUUUCUACCCGUCAAAAGAACUCUUUGUACGCGCUAUUUAUUUCGACAGUCGAGCUAAAAAAUAUCAACAACAUCGAAACUCUUCCGUUUUCCUCAUUGUUGUCAAAAAAUCAAUUACUGAUCGUAAACUGAUUGUCGGUUGUCAGAUAGACAACAAAAUUGCUCGAGAUUUCGAAGUUCGCUUAAUUGGUGAAACUCCACUCUGGCGACACUUCUAUCCGAAAAUUAAUCAUGAAGAAGCGUUCGUAGAAUGUUUUGACAUGCCUGCAAAAAACGGGAGCAAUGGUUACAUUCAUUUUAAACGAGAUGAGAAUUCUCCGAUUGAAAUAGCAGCUUCUGAGCGACCCCUCCUCAUACUUCAACGUAAAGUUAAACCCUUGACCCCCGAGGCUAAGAAGUAUGGUUUCACUAUUGCAGCCUGUGCAAAAAUAUUUGGAAGUAGACCACCGUGGCUGGAAGAAUGGUUGCUCUAUCAACGUGCUCUCGGGGUACAACAUGUACAUCUAGAUGCUGAAGACUCUUUUAAGCUUGCUGGUGGUCUUGAUAAACCCUUUAUAAAGAAAGCUAUGCAGGAGGGAUUUCUGAGUGUGGAUGUUUGGAACAAGUAUCUCGCCCCCAACGAACUGUGGUACCACAACCAAGGACUUAUAUAUGAAGACUGCGUGUACAGACUACAAGGUGUAUAUGAUUACCUCAUUUUAAUAGACACGGAUGAUUUCCUAACACCAAGGAUACCGACAGAAAAACAACUGUAUUACUAUAUCAACAAAUAUUGCCGCGGUGAAAAUAUUGGCUCGUGUAUGUUCAAAUGGAUUGAGUAUUACCCGGACCAGUUUGGAUUAAACAAAUCGAUACCGAUACCAGAUGGCAACCUCACUAGCCAACUCAAGAACUAUUCUCACUUCAUUCAGGGUAAUCCGAAGUCUCUGCAUAAAGCUAAUGUGAUCAUUGACGCAGCUACGCAUUACGCUUACAAAAUGCUCAAGGGCUACAAAGUCAACCAAGUUUCGCUCGAUGUCAUGUAUGCUGCUCAUAUUCGAAAGGGAAACAAGAUGAUGACUGGAGAAGCGCUGCAUAUUGGACCACCACAUGCGAAUGGGUCAUGGGAACACAC
Halichondria panicea is the source of this 3101-nucleotide messenger RNA. RefSeq lists its product as uncharacterized. The record is from RefSeq and is a predicted model, not a curated record. Gene Ontology annotation, cellular component: cytoplasm. Gene Ontology annotation, molecular function: glycosyltransferase activity. Lineage: Eukaryota; Metazoa; Porifera; Demospongiae; Suberitida; Halichondriidae. The coding region runs from base 100 to 1413 and encodes 437 amino acids. The transcript has 2 exons.